Messenger RNA from Osmerus eperlanus (European smelt), 2060 nucleotides. It is a transcript of the gene rac3a, whose product is annotated as Rac family small GTPase 3a. The transcript is spliced from 6 exons. Gene Ontology annotation, biological process: engulfment of apoptotic cell; regulation of actin cytoskeleton organization; regulation of cell shape. The record is from RefSeq and is a predicted model, not a curated record. Gene Ontology annotation, molecular function: GTP binding; protein kinase binding; GTPase activity. Lineage: Eukaryota; Metazoa; Chordata; Actinopteri; Osmeriformes; Osmeridae. The coding region runs from base 151 to 729 and encodes 192 amino acids. Gene Ontology annotation, cellular component: cytoskeleton; cytoplasmic vesicle; neuron projection.
AUGCUUCGUUUACAGCGACAGAAGGGCUGUACGCUUUCCUCCUGACUGCAGCCGUACCAGCCCACUUAUCACGAACACAGUACAUUGGAAACCUUUUUGACAUUUUUAAACGUAGAACAGUGCUUUUGGAUACCACCAACCACUCUGCAGAUGCAGGCCAUCAAAUGCGUAGUUGUUGGCGAUGGAGCGGUGGGUAAGACAUGUCUUCUCAUCAGCUACACCACCAACGCCUUCCCUGGGGAGUACAUCCCCACAGUGUUUGAUAACUACUCUGCUAAUGUGAUGGUGGACGGGAAACCGGUCAACCUGGGUCUCUGGGACACGGCUGGACAGGAAGACUACGACAGACUCAGGCCACUGUCUUACCCACAGACGGAUGUGUUCCUAAUCUGUUUUUCUCUGGUGAGCCCUGCAUCGUUUGAAAACGUCAGAGCUAAGUGGUACCCCGAGGUGCGCCACCACUGCCCCAAUACGCCCAUCAUCCUGGUGGGCACCAAGCUGGACCUGAGGGACGACAAGGACACCAUCGAGAGGCUGAGGGAUAAGAAGCUGUCCCCCAUCACUUACCCCCAGGGCCUGGCCAUGGCCAAGGAGAUCGGGUCAGUGAAGUACCUGGAGUGCUCCGCCCUCACUCAGAGAGGACUGAAGACCGUCUUCGACGAGGCCAUUCGCGCCGUGCUCUGUCCUCCGCCCGUCAAAAAGAAGUGCAAAAGAUGCACCGUCUUCUGAGACGUUCCGGAAAGAUUCUCCAGCCUGGAUAAGGAUCACUGUUGUCACUCACGCUUAUGGGGUGGGGGACUAGUAAGUGCUUGAAACGCUGAUACACUGUCUGUCAGCAUGGAAAAGGUUCACUAUGGCCAUAUGCAACGCCCCCUCAGUCACUGGUUAGGAGAAACCCUAAUACCGAAGUGAGGUGGUCCGAUAAAGAUAGACAGUGAACCCAACUUUGGGUAUUUCUGAUUAUAAUGUGUGACCUGUGCCUUAAAUCAAUUGGAUGGAUAUACAGGGCCAGUGUCUCUAAUGAUGAAGUGAAAAAGACGAAAUUCCAAUUUCUAUUUGGAUGAGAGACAUAGUUAUGGCAAUUGUUUUUUUUGCUGAACCUUUCUCUUGAAAAAAACACAACUAAUUCCCUAAUCUAUUUUAAGCUUUUUUGCGAGCUGGUGACUUUGUUGUGUGAUGUAGCUUGCUUUUUUUUUAGCAGGUAUAUUCUCUUUUCUCAGAACUUCAAAGAGUUUGUGUGUUUGUAAAGCUUUGAGAGUGUGUGAACAUGUAUUGUGGAUAGCUUCUGUUUGUCCGAACACUGUAGAAUGUAAAACACUUAAAACGUUUAAUGGAUUCCAGCCAAUACAAUUGCAUUUUCUUUACCAUUGUGAAAGAUUGCGUGACUUGUUUUGGAAUGCAUGCCCCGCACACAUUUCUAUUUUCAGUUCCUAUAAGUGGCCUCAAGAGAAAGUAUUUGCUCUGUCCAUAACUAAUAUGUGUUGCUUUUUGAUAUAAAGUACAGUACAUGCUUUCUCAGUUUGUUCAUCAUUUUAUCAUCAAUUUGGCCAGAUCAAAAGGCAGUUGUUGAUGAGGUCGGCAGCUUUUUGAACAAUCCUCUUUGUCAGACGUGCAUGUGUUUGCUCAUAGACUUGAGAAACCACUGAGUAACUCUACAAUGGCAGUUUUGACAUAGAUCCUGUUUUGCCUUUUUUGCCUUGCACUAAAUUAGAAUCUCUUUACAGCUUCAUUUGAUGCACACUGGAGGGAAAAGGUUGACAGUGUGCCUGUGAGGAACUAGCAUGCCAAAACGUGAGCUUCUGGAAAUCAAACACGUAACCUAGCUCGCUUAAAAGUAUAUGGUCUUGAGGAUUCCUCCUGAGUAUUAUUUUGUGCUGCCUCUGUCUGUGAGAGAGAGGCUGUACAACAGCUUUUCUUGAUUUCAGUAACCAGCAUUUUGAUUCUCUAGUAUUUCAUCUGUGGUAAUAUAUUGAAUUGUGAAGAGAAACUUGAAAAGAAUCAAAAAGGACAUUUAAUUAUGUUUCAAAGUGUGUCUUGACAAAAUAAACUCCUUAAUAAAC